AUGUUACCUAUACUUAUUUUUGCUGGUCUUACCAUCGCACAGUCUUUCGGUGAGGCUCAACCGUCUCAAACAUUUAUCAGCGCACCUGAACUUUACGCUCCUAUUCUAUCGGUCAACAAAUCUGAUGCACAACUCGCCAAUGGACUUUUACUUAUGACCAGUCAAGAAUAUGGGCCACUCUUGAUGACGGACUCCGGGGAUUUAAUUUGGAAUGGGCCUUCAGGACAUGCAAGUAAUCUAUUUGUCCAAUAUCUGGACGGUAGCCCAGUCUUAACUUACUGGAUUGGAAUUGGGAGCAAUCUCGCACACGGAUACGGUCAGGUGAACAUCCUUGACACAAACUACGACCAGAUAUACACUAUCUGUCCCAAUUUGACCCUGACCUCACCCACCGGUCAGUCAACGGGAUGUAGUCUUGAUUUGCACGAGUCCUUCCUGACGACACGUGGUACCAUUAUUUCCACCGCCGUGAAUGUUACUACAGCAGACUUGACCUCGGUUGGGGGACCCGAGGUUGGAUGGGUAUACGACAAUCUUUUCCUUGAAAUUGACAUCAAGACCAACGCCAUUUUGUUUGUAUGGAGUGCCCUUGCAGCAGGUAUCCCUAUCAAUUCAACCAAGCAGGCACUAUCAUCGACGGGUACUUCGCAAUCGAAUCCCUUUGAUUGGUUCCAUAUGAACUCCGUAACUACAUUGAAUGAUGGCUAUCUUGCCAACUCGCGGCAUACCUGGUCUUCGUAUGCCUUGGAUUCAAACGGACGUGUCAAAUGGACACUUGAGGGGUCAACUGGCGGAGAUUUUGCCUUGCCUACAGUGGCUAACUUUUCUUGGCAGCAUCAUGUUCGAGUGGAGAACGAGACUUCGAGUUCCCUCUUACUGCACAUGUACAACGACAUGAAUGCAUCAGGCGACCUACCUUCGAAUGGCCUACUACUAUACCUGGAUCUCGAAAACUAUAAAGUUACCCUGAAAAGUCUCUACAUGGACCCGAAUCAGAUGAUAGCCUCUACCUCUCAAGGCUCCUAUCAGCAGUUAUCCAAUGACAACGUGCUCCUCGGGUACGGAAACCAGGAAUACUUCAAAGAGUUUAGCCCUGAUGGAGAUGUUGUUAUGAGUAUCUCAGGCCUAAGUUCGUAUCGCGUCUAUCGACAGACUUGGGAUGCUUCACCGACAGGAUACUCGCCAAACGUCAUCGCUAAGCAGGGUCAGGGCUGGGUCAGUUGGAAUGGAGAUACAAAGACGACUAAGUGGGCUAUUUAUGCUGGCAGCUCGAACGAUUCACUAUCGCUGGUUGCUGAAGUAGCACGCAUUGGCUUUCAGACUCAGUUCAAUCUGUCGAGUAGUGCCGCCUGGGUGCAGGUGGGGGCGUUUGCUGGAGAACUCCAUUUGAAAAACUCGAGUGUUGUGGCGGUUAGUCACUGA
This is a messenger RNA of Bipolaris victoriae FI3, 1422 nucleotides long. RefSeq lists its product as hypothetical. Lineage: Eukaryota; Fungi; Ascomycota; Dothideomycetes; Pleosporales; Pleosporaceae. The record is from RefSeq and is a predicted model, not a curated record. The transcript is spliced from 2 exons. Bases 1 to 1422 code for a protein of 473 amino acids.